AACCGUUAAUUACACGGAACAUCCAAUCAACACCGGCCAAACUCUUAAUCAUCGCUCGAAAACCAGAUAGCAAGGCUGCCGUGCAUGCCCACAGUCAGACGGAGCAACUAGAUAGCUUUGCCAUCGGUGCUUGCUACUCAAUCAUCUCUAUUGCCAUCACUGUCGCACUGCUAAUCAUCAUCUGGGUAUAUCCAGCAUGUGGCGCGCUGCAGCCUUUCUUCACAUCGAUAUUUUCCUCAUCUCGUACUGCGCUCGCGAACGCGAAUGCGAUUACAUGGUGAUGAACAGAUGAGGCUUGAGGUGCGCUUACAGGUACCCGACGCUCGAGCCAGCGCUAUGUUCGUGCUGUACUUGGACCAAAUGAGUCAUUGCCGGCCAUCAGGUUACUUAAUACGAGUGCGAGGGACGCUGUUCUGUGUCAAUUGAAUGACGGCAGCAAGUUGGCCUGUCAAGUAUUCGCCCAGACAUAUGGGACACAAGUACAUAGUCGGCCUGAACAUCCUUCCUUCAUGUGCACCAUUGGCCUGUAGGGUAAUUUACACGGAAAAUAAACACUGCUCAACGCAACCUCAUAAGGCUUGUUACUCCUGCCGUUACUCAGAAAAGCAACAUUUCCCAUCCAACUAUUUUUAUAAACGUGCCAUCGAGGUCGACAAAUUUCACAACAUACAGUGUAGAGUCUCAAUUCUUGUUUACAAUCUGCGAAAAACAUUACCUGCUCAAAGGUUUUGCGGGCGUGCGAUGUGGUUCACGAUCCGGAGAUUGCGCACUGGAGGUUGAUAUCGAUGCCAAUGCCCAUAGUUGGAAAAUGACAAUGAUCACGACUUCUUUGCAUGACGGAAUCUGGUGUGGUGUACAACGGGAUUGCCAACGUGUAGCGAAAUUGCCAACAAACAUGGAGAAGC
Molecule: messenger RNA, 905 nt
Organism: Periconia digitata
Lineage: Eukaryota; Fungi; Ascomycota; Dothideomycetes; Pleosporales; Periconiaceae
Source: the annotation of a GenBank genome assembly